UCGGGCGGUUCAUUCAGUCUCAGUUCUGUUCAGUUUCAGUUCAGUUUCGGCUCGGCCCGUUUAGUCGCGUGUGUGCAACGCUUCGAGUCGGUGGUCGGAUCGUGGCUAUAUAGCUGGCCCCUCUCUAUAUCUCGAUCAUGUGAUUACGAUCGGUCCGGCAGCUGUGAAGACAACAUCUGUGUGCUCCGUGGCCGUAUCUCUAUAGCGAUUGACUCAGCGGUACACCAGCGGACAGUGGGAUCAACUGUUUUCGGGGGCGUACGAUGCCGAUUGCGAUGCUGCCCCUACGUGCUCUUGUCUGUCUCUUUUUGCUCGUCACGCUGGCCAGCUCAGCGCGGGCCAUUACCUGCUACGAAUGCGAUUCCGUCAAUAACCCCGGGUGUGGGGAGCAAUUCGCGAGCGAUGACAUAGCCACAACGGACUGCGAAGUGGUGGCGGACUUGCGAGCCCCAGGAACGGAACCUACCUGUCUGACCAAGUAUCAUGAGGGAGUGCCUGGACAGUCGCGUUUCGUGCGUCGCUCCUGCUACUACGGUGACUCCUCGCCGGCUGGCAUGAACUGUGACGAACAGCCGGAUCCUGUGGUGCCGUUCCUCACCUUUCUGGGCUGUACACUAUGCAACACUGAUCUGUGCAAUGCAGCGCCCAGGGGAAUCGCUGUCCCCGUGUCCCUAUAUGCUGCUCUUUCCACGUUUGGUUUGCUUGUAUUACUUACCAACUAACGACCAGAGAAUACUCUCUCUUCUUUUCAAAGUGUCCUAUAUUACACGAUAUAAACCAUAGUAUUGCAUAACAUAUAUCCUCAAAACACAUCAAAUGCGAUGUAUCCUAUAUACAAAACUAACCAGCUAAGAAUUGAUUAGAUACAAUGUAGUUUUUUUUUUUUAAUUUUCAUUUUAUUUGAUUUUGUUUCCGUUGGUUUUUUAUACAUCCACUAAAAUGAUUUAACAUACAUAUAUAUUUAUAAUAAUAAUAUAAUUAUUCUGUUUGAUUUUAAUAUAAUUUAUUUACUGAAUAAAUUUUCUCGUCUCCUCUUAUUUAUCUUCGUGUGUGUAUGUAGGCGUGUUUAUUGUAAUUAGACUUUAUAAAUUACAAAAUAUGCAUAAAUUAAAUAAAAAUAAAAAUAACACA
Molecule: messenger RNA, 1131 nt
Organism: Drosophila kikkawai
Lineage: Eukaryota; Metazoa; Arthropoda; Insecta; Diptera; Drosophilidae
Product: UPAR/Ly6 domain-containing protein bero
Biological process (GO): regulation of synaptic transmission, cholinergic; sleep; positive regulation of voltage-gated potassium channel activity
Source: RefSeq, a predicted model, not a curated record